CUGGGCAUGUUUGACUAGCAGGACUGGAGAACUUCGCCCGGCACAUUUUGGGACUUGCUAUCAGGAGUUUUUUGUAGGGCGAAGGGUGAAUGGAUUCUGCUUGUUUUACCAGAGCGCAGCGUCUUUCCUGUAAAAUGAUGAAUCCGGAUUUGUUCAAGCCGUCCCCGGACCGGCCUCAAGCGGCUCAACCGGCAGCCAAACCGAACCGGAAUAAAUCGGAACACGUUAAGACGGAGCUCGCGCAGGUGGUGGUCGACGCGAAGACGGGACGAUCGUACUGUAAAGGAAAGCUUUUGGGAAAGGGUGGGUUUGCACGAUGCUAUGAAAUGACGGACCUCGCCAGCAACAAGAUGUACGCAGUCAAGGUUAUUCCACAAAGCAGGGUUUCAAAGCCACACCAGAGAGAGAAGAUCAUAAAUGAAAUCGAUCUUCAUAAAAGCCUCCAACACAAGCACGUGGUGAAGUUUUCGCAUCAUUUCGAGGACCAAGACAACAUUUACAUCUUCCUCGAACUCUGCAGCAGAAAGUCUCUGGCACACAUUUGGAAGGCGAGGCAUACGUUGACAGAUCCCGAAGUCCGUUACUACCUCAGACAGAUCAUAUCGUCUCUCAAAUACCUCCACAACAAAGGCAUCCUCCACAGAGACCUCAAACUAGGUAACUUUUUUGUGAACGAAAACAUGGAGUUGAGAUUAGGAGACUUCGGGCUGGCAGCGAAGCUGGAGACCGUCGAACUGAGGAAGAAAACUAUCUGUGGUACUCCAAACUACCUGGCACCAGAGGUCUUAAACCGACAGGGCCAUGGGACGGAGUCGGACAUUUGGUCACUAGGCUGCGUAAUGUACACGCUGCUGUGUGGAAAUCCACCAUUUGAAACCUUAGACUUGAAAGAGACCUACAAAUGUAUUAAGGAUGUGAAAUACAGCCUUCCACAAUCCCUCACUCCAGCCGCACAAAAGCUGAUUUCCUCCAUCCUGCAGAAAAACCCGUCCGACCGCCUCACUCUGGACCAGAUACUGGCUCACGAGUACUUCACCAAGGGCUUCACUCCAGAAAAACUCCCUCCGAGCAGCUGCGUGAUGGCUCCCGAGCUAAACCCGCCCAGCCCUGCCAAGAAAUUCUUCACUAAGAUGGCCAAGAGCCUCUUCGGCAAGAAGAAAUCUAAAGCGAUCGAGAAGACUCUUGCUGAGGAGAAGGACGAAAUCUCAAAGCUGGUGUCGGGCAUUGUGAAGCACUCCAUUGGUCGCCAGAUGAGCUACAAGACUAUGGGGGUGAAUGAGGCCACGUCCCCCACAGUUCAGUUGCCGAGCUCUGGUCCUCUAGACACCCCAGCCGAGGAGGAAUCCAGGAAGUCUGCGUCUCGCUCCUUCAAAGGCACCGUCGCCAGCAGCACUGAUGCAUGUGACGAUACCCCGAUCCCUGCUGCCGUGGCCGACUCGGCCAUGAAAGUUCUCAACAGCUGCUUGUCUUCCAUGCCGACAGCUUCAAGAAACCCGCCGUGUCUCUCCAAACCCAAGCCCUUCAUCUGGGUAACCAAGUGGGUGGACUACUCCAACAAAUACGGCUUCGGUUACCAGCUCUCCAAUCAAAACGUUGGCGUCCUCUUCAACGAAGGCACUCAUCUGAGCUUGUGCGACCAGCGCAGAACUGUACGUUAUUGUCUGACCAACAACAAACACUUCACCUUCCCGGCUGACGCCUUACCAGAGAAGCUCCAGAAUCAGAAACACAUAGUGGAUUUGAUGGCAAACUACAUGGAGCAGAACCUGAUGGAGGGUGGAGACGUCAACUGUGAAGACCAGGCACCUCCAAGCUCUUCCCCAUUGCUGUUGCAGUGGAUUAAGACUGACCAUGCCUUAGUCAUGCUCUUCGACAACCGAACCCUACAGGUUAAUUUUUACACGGAUCAUACGAAGAUCAUCUUAAGCAAGACCUCAGACUCCUCAUACCUGCUGACGUUUAUUAGCAAGGAGCGUGCCUCGUACUCCUACCCUCUGAGCGUGCUCUCCGAAUGGGGCUGCUCCACAGAGCUCCGUCAGCGGCUUCAUUACGUGGUACAGCUUCUCCAGCACUACACCACCGUGUAACGGACCCACCGUUCCGCUUCGUAUUUCGAUUUGCUGCUUACCGCUUCAUUUUCGGAAGCAAAAAGGACUGAAAAGAUUUAAUCGGGGGAAGCUUCCACAUUGCCACGAAGAUCUCCCGUCAGCUGGCCUCUUUGAACUACGGUGCACUGUUUUUCUUUUAUUUUCAGUUUUCGCGACUGAGCCCACACUGACAGUAUCACACUACCAGCUUGACUCACAGUGUGCACGACCAAAAUUUGAGCCUGUUGUUUUUCGUUUUUAGCUGGACUGAAGUGCAGACGGCAUAAAUCUCACAGGGUUCUUAAGCGACUGGCUUUGCUCGAGUGUCCCGACACCUUGGCUUUUAUGAAAAAAAAGACAUUUUAUUUCACUAAGUAGUACACGGAUAAGAGCUACGAACACCAAAAUGUUCUUUUUAAAGAGAUUUAAAGAAGGCAGAGGUGAAUGGCUGAGGUCGGCUGUUGGACGAACUGUAAUUCACAGAGGAGCGGUUUGGAGGAGUGAAUAAAGUGCCUUUCCGAUGGAUUCCUCUGUGCAAUAAUGGCCCUUCUGAAUCUCAAGCUGAUGUCACAAAGGAAACGAGAGUGGCUGAAGUCUUCAGAAUCGGUUGCUAUUAGGUUUUCCAAGCAAACUGGGGAGAUGAAAACACUACAAAUACACACCCGAUAUAAGCUUUUUGCUCUUAAAAGUGAUUAUAUCCUAAAUGUAUGUACUUGAGGAAAAAAGACUAUGUAUUCAGUGUGCCUCCAGCUGUGUUUACUUUACACGCUCCAUCAUAAGUAAUCAUAAUGUCCUCGAAACUGUGACCUGGCUGUAAGUGUUAAAUAAGUAUUCAAAAUGCCAACAUUGUGAAAGCCAUUACCCUCUCGGACAGUCUAACUAGUAUUAUUCUAAUUAAUUGUGGCACGUGUUCUAUUUAUUUUUUUAUUUAUUGAUGUAACAUAAUUGUGGUGACAACACUGGGAAAUGUUCAGUAUGAUCACUUUUUAUGUCAUGGGAGAUUGUGGGGAAUAAAGUUUAUUGAAAAUAUAAA
Triplophysa rosa is the source of this 3120-nucleotide messenger RNA. It is a transcript of the gene plk3, whose product is annotated as polo-like kinase 3 (Drosophila). NCBI's taxonomy places the organism in Eukaryota, Metazoa, Chordata, Actinopteri, Cypriniformes, Nemacheilidae. Gene Ontology annotation, cellular component: spindle pole; cytoplasm; nucleus. The record is from RefSeq and is a predicted model, not a curated record. Gene Ontology annotation, molecular function: ATP binding; protein binding; protein serine/threonine kinase activity. The transcript is spliced from 15 exons. Bases 90 to 2087 code for a protein of 665 amino acids. Gene Ontology annotation, biological process: protein phosphorylation; regulation of cytokinesis; Golgi disassembly.